AUGUCAAGCUUCGUCCCUGGUCAUUUUGGUGAAUACUCUCCACCUUUGGGAGAGGAGCCGAGCCACCCAGAAUGCCCCAAGGACCCAGGACAGACAAACCUUGUGAUUAGCAAAAUGCUACAAGUCGCUGUCAAUACAAUUCUGGCCACACUUUAUUUUGUCAUUACUCUGCUGUUUCAUUUCGCGACAGACUUCGUGCCAGACCCGCACAAUGAUACCCUCAAAGCCUUGGUUGUGGAGCCAAGCCUCCCAGAGCAACCCCAGGAUCCAAAGGAGAUACACUUCAGUGCAGUGCAACACGUCGUUAUUACUGCCAUUCACACGACUGAUCUCACUCUCGGUCUCCGACGUAUCCCCGCUGGCUUCCAUGUGGUGAUAAAGACAGGCGGUGCUGAAUGCCAGACGAGCAACAAACAUGUACAUGUAGACCAGGCUGUCGUCGAAUGGACCGAGCCCAUAAUUCUGCCGUGCGAUCCAUCUUCUAAAGUCCGGGUCAGCGUGUAUGCCUCAUUUGAAUUGGGUCCGAUGCUCGGUCACGGAGAAGUCCUCCGCACAUUCGAGAUCUCCGUCCGAGAAUUGCUGGAUCGCAGUGAAAGGUCACAUCCCAUACUCUUUCAGCCCAAGCAGGGGGAAGUCGUAUCUCCAUUUCUUUGCCCCAUGACUACUCUUACAUCAUGCGAUAUGGAUGCGUUAGUACUAAAGACGGAUGCCGGACAUCGUCUUCUCGUGCGAUACCGCAGGACGCAGAACAGUAGGGAUAUUGACCAAUCCAUUAACCACUUUGAACGCGCCUCGGAUCUCUGCCCCAUGGACCAUCCCUACCGCCCUGCAGCACUGCUCAAUCUAGCUACCGCAAAGUUUGUCAGUUGCCAAGCUGACGGAAGACACCUCGACCUCGACAUCCCUAUCAAUAUGUUUCAAGAUGCCCUUGAUUUGCGUCCCACUGAUCAUUUGGACCGAACCAUCACCCAGCUCCAUCUUGCCAUUGCUCUGCAAUCUUGCUUCGCGAAACGGGGAUUUCAAACAGAUGCUGAUGCAGCUAGAGAAUUACUGAGUAAAGUCCUCGAUGUCUGCCACACCAACAGUCACAUUUACAGAGCAGCUUUGAUUGCAAUCGAAACACCUGCUCUGUAUUCUGCUGAAAGCAUAGAUGGAAAUGAUCUUGGGCAAGAGCGGCCCGCCGCACCCAUGCUUCCGUUAUCGCCGGAUCAACUUGGUCAUCGAGCAGAGCAGUGUUUGCAGAAAGAUGAUCCCCGUGCCUUAGAUGAAGUGAUAUCCCUUCAUUAUGAUGCGCUGGGAUACUACAACACUGGGCAUGCUUUCCGAGGGCCAUUGCUGGGUAAUCUGUGUAUAAUGCUGCAAACUCGCUUCAAUCGUCGAGGCAAUGAGGAAGACUUGGACCAGGCUAUAGCACUUCAGAUGGAAGCGCUGGCUUUGUACCUGGUCAGUCACACAGAUCGGUCCAAGUUAUUAAAUGGUCUUGUGAAUCAACUCUCCUCCCCACUUUGGGCACCGAGGCAAUGA
Molecule: messenger RNA, 1524 nt
Organism: Suillus subalutaceus
Lineage: Eukaryota; Fungi; Basidiomycota; Agaricomycetes; Boletales; Suillaceae
Exons: 7
Coding region: 1-1524 (507 amino acids)
Molecular function (GO): protein binding
Source: RefSeq, a predicted model, not a curated record